This is a messenger RNA of Octodon degus (degu), 2429 nucleotides long. RefSeq names its product zinc finger protein 426-like. Lineage: Eukaryota; Metazoa; Chordata; Mammalia; Rodentia; Octodontidae. Gene Ontology annotation, biological process: negative regulation of transcription by RNA polymerase II; regulation of immune system process; regulation of cytokine production. Bases 583 to 2184 code for a protein of 533 amino acids. The record is from RefSeq and is a predicted model, not a curated record. The transcript is spliced from 6 exons. Gene Ontology annotation, molecular function: DNA-binding transcription factor activity, RNA polymerase II-specific; RNA polymerase II cis-regulatory region sequence-specific DNA binding.
CUUAGUCACUUCCGCUGCGGGCUGCGCUAGUCGAAGGGCUCUCUCGCUUGGCUGCUCUGGGCGGGGGUUCUUUCUUUGGGAUGCUCACGUGAAACAGAGUUCGGCUGGGAGGCGACAAAGCACAGAAAGGGAAAAAAAAUUGUCCCGAGUCUAAUCACGUUGAAUCCGGCAUGCGUCCCCCAGCCUCCAGGACGUGACAGUUCCAGCCCAUUCUGGUGAGCACUGGCGGAGAGGUGGCCGGAGAGGGGCUCUCCUGACUGUUCUCAUGCCAAACAACUUCACUUUGUGUGAAGCGUAUAUUUUUGCCACAAGAUGGUAAGCUUCCUAGAGAAUGAUGAAAAGCAUCUGUAGGGUGCCUGCCCCGUGAGAGACUGUGGGUAGAGACCGGUUUCUGAUCACUGUGGAGUGGAACAGCAACCGUGGGCGAUCCGAAUUUAGGGCACAACUACCUGUUCUCCAUCACGUCUGGCUCUGUGGCAGGACUGCUCUGGCACUGUGUGGCCAUGGUUGUGUGUGUCUGGGUAUGUUGAGUUGUGUGGAGAAUGGGGACCAUGAUGGCAUGGCUCUCCCACGCCAGCCAGCAUGGGGAAUGCAGACACUCUGGAUGCUCGUGUCCUCUCUUCUCCAGGUCUUCUUUCUAGGGACCCAGUCUGCCUUCCUGAAGAAAAGACAGAGCCAUCAAGGAUGCUGACUGACCACCCCAGAACCUAUUACCAGGACUGGGUGACCUUUGAGGAUGUGACCGUGGACUUCACCCAGGAGGAGUGGGCCUUACUGGAUCGGGGUCACAGAGACCUUUACAGAGAGGUGAUGUUGGAGAACUACGAGAACCUGGCCUCCGUGGUGUUGUGCUUCUGUUCAUCUUCAGAAUGUGCAGUGAGACUUAGCACCAGUGAGUAUAUACAUCAGCCAGAAUUUCUGAUGGAACAGAGCUCCGGUGGGCAACACAUGGAAAGAAGGAAAAGCGUUGGUGAACUUCAACAGUCGUGUUUUAAGACACACACAGGGACUCAGAAGCCGGGGAACAGAUCCAAGUGUGAUCAAUACAGAAAAGACUUCCUCACCCUAAACAUGGAAACCUCUACUGGGGAGAAAUUUUUGGAGCUGAAUGAACAUGAAAAAGCCUUCAGCCCAUCUGCAAAUGCUGUGUAUGAAAGAACGCGUGUGCCAGAAAAACCCUCUGAUCACAGCGACCAUGAGUAUACCAGUGUGAACCAGUCCUACAUUCAGGCCCCUAUGGGAACUCCCAGUGGGGAGAGUCUGUAUGAAUGGAGGGAAUACGAGGACAGUUUUUGUCUGUCCACAGACUGUGGUAUGCAUCCAGGAGGUAUCAAAGUAAAAAAUCCUCACAAAUGUAAGGAGUGUGGAAAAAGUUUUAGAUACCCCGCUUACCUUCGUAAGCACUCUCGAACCCACACUGGAGAGAAACCCUAUAAAUGUACAGAAUGUGGGAAAGUGUUCUCUCAGUGCUGGGGUCUUUCUCAGCAUCUACAAAUUCAUCGUGGAGAGAAACCCUUUGAAUGUAAGGAAUGCGGGAAGACCUUCGCCCUUUCUUCAUACCUAACCAAACACGAGAGAAUUCACAUCAAAGAGAAACCCUACAAAUGCAAAGAGUGUAAAAAAUCCUUUGGAAAUCCCUUCUACCUUAAGAAGCACAUGCGAGUUCACAUUGGCUUCAGACCCUAUAAAUGUCACGUAUGUGCAAAAGCCUUCACGCAGUCUUCAGGCCUCACCAAACAUCUGCAGUCCCACAAUGGAAAGAAGCUGUAUGCCUGUCAGGACUGUGAGAAAACUUUUUCUACGUUCACCUGCCUCGUUGCUCACAGAAGAACUCACACUGGAGAGAAGCCUUUCGUCUGUGAAGAGUGUGGGAGAGCCUUUGCUAGGUACUUCCGUCUUAUUACACACAUCAGAACUCACACCGGAGAGAAACCCUAUAAAUGUAAGGAGUGUGGGAAAGCCUAUGCCACAUCUUCUGACUUCAGCAGACAUGCAAGAAUUCAUACUGGGGCAAAUCCCUAUAAAUGUAAGGAUUGUGCCAAAAGCUUUACUCAUUGCUCAAGCCUCUCGGCGCAUCGAAGGACACACACUGGCGAGAAGCCUUAUAAAUGUAAGAUAUGCGGGAAGGCAUUCACGUAUUCCUCAAGUCGCAAUAAUCACAUACGAACUCAUAAAACCUCAUAGCCACUUAAGUCUGCUUGCAGUUAUCUCUUACUAGUCACGUGUUACUCAGUCCUGGUGGAAAACAUGAAAACACAUGAUGUGACAAAGUCUUUACUUCCAUCUCUUCAAAGUACAUGAAAGCCGUCACACUGAAGAGAGAAGGUAGCGAGUGUGAUAAAACUGACUCCUGGGGGCCGGCGAGAUAGCUCAGCGGUCUAAAGUGCCUGUGUAGGCAAGCUUACACAGGCGCAGGGACUAUGGUUUGA